UUGGCUCUUCGGCCCGAGAAGGCGGAGCCAGUCCAAGUCCUGCGCCCCGGACGCGGCUGCACUUUUCAAACCUCAACUGUAAGAAGCGCCCGCCGGUCGGUCGGUCGGUCGGUCGGCGUCUGUGCGGUCGCCGCCGGGAGUCGCCUCACCCCAGGGGCCUGGCUGACGGCGACCAGCCGCUGUGGGGGAAGCGUGAAGCGAGCGAGACAAUAAAAUGUGACCAGUGAAACUGAAUGUCUGCAGAAAUAAGGAGGUAUGAAGAAGUUAACUGAGCACCAGGUGUGAUGCACAGGCCUAUAAUCCCAGCAUUCGAGAGAGAGAGAGGAUUAUAACUGGUUCAAGGUAACAGAAGUGCGUGCCCAGAGAAGCAGACCUGGCAGCCAUCAAACAUGUCCCGGAGAAGAUUCGAUUGCCGAAGUAUCUCAGGCUUGCUAACUACCACUCCUCAAACGCCAGUGAAGAUGGAAAAUUUUAAUGAUUUCUAUACACUUACAUCCAAAGAACUGGGGAGAGGGAAAUUUGCUGUGGUUAGACAAUGUAUAUCAAAAUCGACUGGCCAAGAGUAUGCUGCAAAGUUUCUGAAGAAGAGGCGAAGGGGCCAGGAUUGCCGGGCAGAGAUUCUGCAUGAGAUAGCUGUGCUGGAACUAGCCAGGGCCUGUCCCCAUGUGAUCAAUCUACAUGAGGUCUACGAAAACGCAACAGAAAUCAUUUUGGUGUUAGAAUAUGCUGCAGGUGGAGAAAUUUUCAACCUGUGUUUACCUGAGUUGGCUGAAAUGGUAUCUGAAAAUGAUGUUAUCAGACUCAUUAAACAAAUCCUUGAAGGAGUUUAUUAUCUACAUCAGAAUAACAUUGUUCACCUUGAUUUAAAGCCACAGAAUAUACUAUUGAGCAGUAUAUACCCACUUGGGGACAUAAAAAUUGUAGAUUUUGGAAUGUCUCGAAAAAUUGGGAAUGCAUGUGAGCUUCGGGAAAUCAUGGGAACACCUGAAUACUUAGCUCCAGAAAUCCUCAACUAUGAUCCUAUCACCACAGCAACAGAUAUGUGGAAUAUUGGCAUAAUAGCAUAUAUGUUGUUAACUCAUACAUCACCAUUUGUAGGAGAAGAUAAUCAAGAAACAUACCUGAAUAUUUCUCAAGUUAAUGUAGAUUAUUCAGAAGAAACUUUCUCAUCAGUUUCACAACUGGCCACAGACUUCAUCCAGAGCCUUCUAGUAAAGAAUCCAGAUUGGAAGAUGUCCUCAGCUUGCCUCAAGUGCUCACCUUUCCUUUUCUGCUUUCUGCAAAGGAGAAGACCAACAGCAGAAUCCUGCCUUUCUCAUUCUUGGCUACAGCAGUGGGACUUGGGAAGCUUGGUUCACCCUGAGGAAACUUCAGAGCCCUCUCACAUUCAGGAUCAUCCCCUCAGGUCCUCCGAAGACAAGACCCCCAAGUCCUCCUGUAAUGGAAGCUGUGGAGACCGGGAGGACAAGGAGAAUAUCCCUGAGGACAGCAGCCUGGUUUCUAAAAGAUUUCGCUUUGACGACUCCUUGCCCAGCCCCCAUGAACUUGUUCCAGAUUUGCUGUGUUAGCACUUUUCUGUGACUCAUCUGGACUGACUUGGAAAUUUGAAAUCUUCUCUGGUGUGAGAUUGUGUUUUUGGCCUCAUAUAUGAUAUGUUUAUAUUACAAAUGCACUUUUGCUUAGAAGAACUUAGGGAACAGUUUAAAUGCUAGGUUUUUGUUUACCAGCAUAUCAUUUCCUGUCCUGAAAUUGUUUUAGAGAAAAUAUUUAAGUAUAUGACAAAAAUGUAAAUUGUGCACAUGACUUCACAUGCAACUGAAAGAAUUCAAGUGCAGUUGAACUUAUAAAAUGUUUUACAUAUCAAGAAAAAAAAUGGGUUAUAUUAUGGUUAGUGAAGAUUGAACAAAAUGAAACAUUGGAAUAUAGUAGAUUCUCCCUAAGGUGAGCCCUAUGCUAUGACUCUGUUGACAAAAUUUGUUUGGGGAAAUAAUGCCAAGUAUAAACCACAACAUAUACUGAGACAUUAUUAUUAUUAAUACUCCAGAGACACAACUGAAAAUGCUGCCCAGUUACCAGUAACUUGAAACUGUGUAAGAUUUCCUUUGUGUGCAGUAUGUUCUGUGAGAGGUCCUGUCAACCAGAGCAGAGAGGAAACAAGGCUGACCCAAGCUGUUUCUCUGCAUGUUGAAUCAAAGCAUGGCAUCAUUUCCCAACUCAGAUGUAUUUUCACACUCAUCAUACAUCAGAUCUAAUAAGGUCUGGAAGAUGGGUAUUCAUGGUAUGCAAAUUAAAGAGGUCCUCCUCAUCCUCUAGAAUUAUUAGAGUAGAGGAGAAUUGGAUAAAACCAAAUGUGUUCUAAUUUCAGUCAGUUAGACAUAUUCAUAAAGGGAAAUGCUAAGUCCAGGCAGCUUACUUAGUGUUGGGUAUCUCCUAAGUCUGAGAAUGCAAGCCUGUCAUUUAGUACUCCAUGAAAGUACCAGAGCAUUGGUAGAACUGUUAACACCAGAGUCCUUAGUAGGUAACAUAAAGCAUGAUGGCUUAGGCACUGCUGGAGUUCUUAGGUAAAAUUCUUCAUGAGUGAGGAGGCUUGGUGUGUGUGUGUGUGUGUGUGUGUGUGUGUGUGUGUGUGUGUCUUGGUCUUCUGGAAACAACACAAGUAAGAGUCUAGUGUUGAGUCAGUGGUCAAUAACUACGUUCAGUCAUGAUGGGAGGAGGCUUGGGGAAUGUUCUGGUGAUUUCACAUUUGUGUCCAUCAAAAGGUCUAUAAUAAUUUUGUAUUAAGAUAACUGGUCAAAUGAAUAUUCUACCAUAUUAAACUCCAUUUCCCCCCCAAAAAAAAUAAAAACUAAAAAGCCUGUGUCUUUCCACAUUGAAGUGGGUUUAGUCUAACCUGUAAAUUGUCGAAAUUGUUAAUCAAUUCUGAAUUCUUUAGAUAACUUUACACUAUUUUAAAUGAGCAUCAGGUGUUUGUUUGAUAAACAUGGCGCUCCUUUUAUUUUUGUCAUUUUUAAAGGAGAAGUUGUCCUUUGUAUAUGUGUGAGCAUAUAUGUAUGUGUACAGGUGUGUGUAUAUAUGUAUAGAUAGAUACAAUAGAGCCUUUAAGCAACCUCACAUUAGCCAUUCUGUGCUUGUGUAUUGUGCUCAACUCAGGUGCCAAAGGAGCCCACUCUAAUGGAUAAUAAAGAUGCAUUCUCUAGGAAGUCGUCUAUUGGCCCAGUAAGCUAAACACUGAAGAUGCUACAUUUAACUCUUAUGUGUCUAAAACUGAGGAGUUGUUGAUAAAUUAGUGAUUGCUUGUGUCUUUUCCACCAGUGUUAAUUCAGGUAAAGUCAUUAGUUGGUCAUUAGGGAAGGUUGUGAUUACUUUCCUUAAAGGUGGUGUUUUAUUAUAAAACUUUAAAAAGUAUUAUGCCAGACCCCAAAAGUAAACAUUUGAAAUUUUAAUUUUAAACCACUUGUUAAAAAAUCACUUUUUAUUGUCUUUCUCUGAGGAAUCCUGAGAUAGUUUGCCUGUUCUUCUUAAUGGACUACCAAGUAAACUCGCAAUACCUUUUCUUGAGAUGUUGUUCAUUGUAAAACAGUAGCUACUGGUUGUACACAGAAUAUAAAAACGGUCUUUCCAUCAAGGCGAAUUUAAAUAUUUCAAAUGUUGAAAUGUGGAAAUAAAUGUCUUUUGAGAGAAUUUA
Peromyscus eremicus (cactus mouse) is the source of this 3685-nucleotide messenger RNA. RefSeq names its product serine/threonine kinase 17b (gene Stk17b). Bases 390 to 1568 code for a protein of 392 amino acids. Gene Ontology annotation, molecular function: protein serine/threonine kinase activity; ATP binding. The transcript is spliced from 9 exons. NCBI's taxonomy places the organism in Eukaryota, Metazoa, Chordata, Mammalia, Rodentia, Cricetidae. Gene Ontology annotation, cellular component: nucleus. The record is from RefSeq and is a predicted model, not a curated record. Gene Ontology annotation, biological process: protein phosphorylation; intracellular signal transduction; positive regulation of apoptotic process.